CGGCGCCCGUCGCAUAAAAACAUUACUUGAACAGAAAGAAUGGUGAGAGAAGAGCUGUCCUUGCCUCGUUAUAUAUCAAUCUUUCUUAUCUGAGCUGAAGUCUGUAGUAUCAUCGACCUAAUGAAGAUCUUUCCAGAGGUGGCUUACUCACAUCUUCACAGCAUCAGGUGCUACUGAGCCGACAUCCCGGAUUUGGACUCAUUUUUAAUAAUAUGAUGGAGGAUUUCUCUGGGUUGGCUCUCCCUCCUCUUUUUGGAGGACACAUCCUGGAGGCAGAGCUGGAGCCUGGUGGUGUGGAGCUGGGACCAGGAGAGGUGGAGCUGGGUCCUGGAAGCAAUGAGCUGCUGGAGAGUACAGCAGAAGAAGAUGAAGAGAGAAGAGCUCUUGAUAAGAGGAAAUAUUUGGCUCUGAGCAGGAGAUGUAAAGAAAUUGAACAGGUGAAUCAGAAGAUUCUUGGUCGCCUUCACCAGGUACAAAGAAUUACACGUCGCUUGAAGAAAGAGAGACGGUUUCUCAUGAAGACUUUAGAUGCUCAUGGAGAUGACUACAGAAACGCCCAGCUCACGAUACUUCUAGAGGAAGAGUCGGGAGCACAUUUAGAUCCUGCAGUUGGAGUCGAGGAAGACCGGCUCAAUGGUGUGUCUGGUUCUGCUUCGUCUGCACCUUCGCAUCAUGCUGCAGCACCAAAGAAGAGGAGGCAUCGAAUUUCACGACAAGACAAAGAUAAAGAUCAAGUAAAUUCAAAUCCUGAAGCCGACAUGUCCUCGUUGGCAGAGACACAGUUUGGAGAGAUGCCCAGUCCAACUUCACUGUCUCACUGAUCACUGCACUGCCCUGGGUGUGAUGAUGAUAAAAGAGGACCAAGUUUCAUAAACUGUUCAAAAGAUGCAACCUCCUCUGUUCAGCUAGGUUUUGCUCUGUGUAAUUUUACUUGAAUGUUAUGAACUCAUUGAAUGAACUUUAGGUAAAAUGCUACUUACCUGGUACAUUUAUUAAUUUGUUUUGAGUAUAUGAGUUUCUAAUUUCAUGUUUUGUACUGACAACAUAUAGUUAUGAUUAGUAAUAAACUGUAAACACUCA
Messenger RNA from Notolabrus celidotus (New Zealand spotty), 1080 nucleotides. It is a transcript of the gene tfpt, whose product is annotated as TCF3 (E2A) fusion partner. Gene Ontology annotation, molecular function: DNA binding. The transcript has 7 exons. The record is from RefSeq and is a predicted model, not a curated record. Lineage: Eukaryota; Metazoa; Chordata; Actinopteri; Labriformes; Labridae. Bases 213 to 821 code for a protein of 202 amino acids. Gene Ontology annotation, cellular component: Ino80 complex. Gene Ontology annotation, biological process: positive regulation of apoptotic process; apoptotic process; apoptotic signaling pathway.